This is a messenger RNA of Gadus chalcogrammus (walleye pollock), 4305 nucleotides long. Its product is annotated as beta-2-glycoprotein 1-like. The record is from RefSeq and is a predicted model, not a curated record. The transcript has 15 exons. The coding region runs from base 46 to 1137 and encodes 363 amino acids. Lineage: Eukaryota; Metazoa; Chordata; Actinopteri; Gadiformes; Gadidae.
CCUCCAGACCUGCUGGAGUGGUCAUCCUGUUGAUCUCCGGACAAGAUGGCUCCACUCGCUCUCCUGCUGCUCUGCCAAGUCGCCUUACACACAAUAGUGACAUCCAAAAAAGCAUGUGGCCGACCGCCCUUGAGCGAUGGCAUCGAUGUGUCCAGUCUGAAGAGUGUGUAUGACGUUGGGGAGGAAGUGACCUUAGCGUGUGAACAGGGCUACACACCUUCUACUCCUUCCCCGCACAAGCUGGCCUGCACCCCCACCCAGGAAUGGACGGCGACUGACCUAGCGUGCACACGUAGAACCUGUCCUAUCCCCAGGCCUCUGCAGGCUCUUGUGCCAGGGAGAACCCAGGUUCCUUUCAAGACGGUGCUGAACUACACAUGUGAUGAAGGAUAUGUCAUGACAGGAGCCAAUGAGAGCACAUGUUUAGCUGACGGAACCUGGAGCCAUCCUCCCCCGCUUUGUAAAGCAGUGAGCUGUGCACUACCAAAGCCGCCCCGAGAUGGUAGAUUUGUGUUGGACAAGGCGCACACUGCGAUCAGCACCAUGUACGGGCAGGGUUGGACGUACGAGUGCACCCCACCCAAGGCUCCCAGCUUUGAGAGAGGGGAGUGCUUGGCCGACGGAACCGCAACGGAACCGCCCGUUUGUCGCGAUAUCAGCUGUCCCAUUCCUGAGGGGAUCCCUAAUGGCUUCCUCGCCUUCGCAGUCAUGAGGACCCAUGGCUACAAGGGGACGGUCAGGUACGCCUGCAACGACCACUACGUGCUGGACGGACAGGCAGAGAACCGCUGCACAAACACAGGGAACUGGUCCACUAAGCCUGUCUGCAGGGCCCCGUGUUCAGUCAACAUCAAGAGAGGGCGCAUCUCCUACAACGGCAGGAAGCUUUGGAUUGCAGAUUUGAAACCUAACAGGGUGCUCCACGGAGAGCGGGUGCUCUUCUACUGCAAGAACAAAGUGCAGAAAUGUGGGUACCCAGUCGCCUCUACCUGCAAUGAUGGUACCCUGACGCUCCCCGAAUGCUUUGAGGAACCAGGAAAGCUGGAGUACACCAUGAGGUCGAAGACUCUGCCGUCGGAGAUCAACGUGUGUGAUGCCAAUCCUUCUGCUACUCCGAGCUCUGCUGCCCCAGCCUAACAGAGGGCAAGCCCCAGUGGUUACCCCAGGACAAGGGCCAGGGCCAUGGGCAACUAGAACGCAAUAACAGGGGCUGUUCAAUAACAGUUCGGUCUUCUUUUGCUGCCUCUUACUUUAGCAUUUUCCUGUUUGCAUAUAUGUACUGCUUGUCAAACUAAUUUCAUUAAAAGCCAUACAAAAAACAUCAUAAGCUUAUAUAAUUAUUAAGUGACUUGGACUAAAUAAAGAUGACCAAUUGAAAGUGUGAAGGAGACAGGGAUAUAGGGUGUUGAUUUGCAGUCAGGGGUAGUUUAUUUUUAUUAACCAAAAAUAUCUGCUCAAACCUCAGUCUACCACCCGUCACACUUUUGAACACAGUUUUUUCUUUCUUUUACAUCCACUGUUUGAUGGCUGAUGUCCUCGCUACAAUGGAUAAUCUUCACUGUAACGAUCGCGUCGAAAGACCUGUAAUUUCCCUGGGGAUCUUCGCCUACAGAGGGGUUCCCAGUAGAACCCACGUGCUCACAUGAAUCCUGGACACAGCAGCGUUGAGUAAGAGGAAGGGGGUAUUACCACACACUUCCCUCACUGUUACCAAACACUCGAUGAACAGAUUAGAAAAACUCAAAAACAUGAUGCAAGAAUAAGAUAUUUCUAAGCAAAUUUCCACUUCGACCAAGAAAAUAACAAAAGUUCUGUUUCACUACCACCACACUGAGCAAAGAUUACGAAGAUGUGCUUUUUGAUAUCUCUCCUAAUUAAAUGUAUCUGAAAGGACCAACUGAUGCAAAAGGCUCAGCCUUCAAACGACACCCCGACUACCUGAAUCUGUUAAUCUGUAAUAAAUAAUAAAUAGUCAAGUAAAAGAGGAACCAAAACACACAUAUGAAGUAUGCAUACUGUUUUGUUUUUUUAUCGAUAAAUGCGACCAUUCCUCUUUAAAGAGCCAGUGAACCCACAAUUUCAGCAGGGAUUAAAACACGAUGAGAUAAAAAAAAUGCUCUUUGGGCUGAGAGCUGGUUGGGGAGACGUUGUAUAUGAAUGGCGCCACUCAACGUGACAUCACACUGAGAAGCUGAGCCCUCUCUCGCAUCAUCAACCGCUGCCCAUACAGCGUGCCACACAGGGUUCCUGGGGCGUCGUAGAGACCAGUUACACGGUCACAAAGAACUCAUGCCUGCAUGCAGACUGGAACGUUAACGUAGGGUUUGGGGAGACUAUGGAAGAUUUUACUCCUGUUUCUCUUAAUUAUAGCCUUAUUUCAGAAACAGUGGUACAAUGGCUUGGAUUACUAUGUUGAUGUUGAAUUUCAUAUCAGACAUAUUACCACGUUCCAAGCAAAAGUUCACUGGCUCUUGAAGGUGAAUCUAUUUUUUAUCUAAAGUCAGUUAAACUGCAGCAAAAUGCAGUCUGUCUGCUGUGGUUUAAUGCCACAAAAAGCACAGAUACAAUUGACUCCCCCUCUGCCUGUAAAAAAAAAGGCAGGACCUUCAGAGAAACCGAGAGUAGGGUUGCCAGUAAGCUCAUUCAAUAUUAUCAGUUUACCUUUAAACAAAGUCAAACAGGGGCCUGGAGUUCUUGGUCAAGCCAGCAGACAUGCGACUCUUACAGGCUCUACUUGUGUUGAGUCCAUUUCUAUCCAUCGUAAAGUCAGAGAAUGAAGGCUGUCCCAGACCAGUCCUCACGCCUCACGUGGAGGCCCUGGGGCUGCAGCUGCUAUCUCCUCCGGGGACGGAGGCCCGCCUGACCUGUGCCCCGGGCUACACCACCCAGAGCGGCGUGGGGGUCAUCAUCUGCAGCGUCCGGGGGGCAUGGGGCAGAACGGAGUUUGUGUGUCAGCCAAAGAUGUGCCCUGCCAUAGAUACCCCACCAAAUGCAGAGAUGCACUUUGAGGACAAUUUAUACCAGAGUAGAGUCAACUUCACCUGCAAUGAGGGGUACAAUUUGCAUGGAGCCAGCAGUGUUGUGUGCCAAGAAAAUGCAGAAUGGAGCGCAUCAAGUCCAGAGUGCAAAGUUGUGACUUGUGGUCCACCUCCUAUCCCAGAUAACGCCAGAAUUGUGUACGACAUUUGGAGGGCCCCUGGGGGAAAAGCCAAAUUUGGUGUGAGAGGGACUUACAAAUGUGUGCCUCCUAUGGCCCUCAUAGGAAACCCAAGAGCAGAAUGUACUUCCUCUGGAACCUGGACAGUAGCACCCAUGUGUCAAAUGGUAACCUGCCCCAGUCCAGAACCCAUCGAUCAUGGUCACAUGUCCUCCCCCACCAUGAGCAACUACAAGGACACCAUCAAAUAUGGCUGCACGGGAGACUACAUCCUUUCUGGUAACCCAUUUGUCCAAUGCCUUGAGACAGGACAGUGGUCCCCCAAGCCUGCUUGUGGCGCCCCCUGCUCUGUGGACAUAGAUAGAGGGAGGAUAUUGUAUAACGGAAGAAGACUCUGGAUUAAGGAGCUGAAUCCUAACAAAGUGUUUCACAAUGAAAACGUUUCUUUCUACUGCAUGAAUACUGCUGGGAGAUGUGGUUAUGCUGUGUCAAGCCAGUGCAUCAAUGGAACCCUCAGCAUCCCAGACUGCUUUGAAGUCCCAACCGGAUUUCAAUACAUAACUGGUAAUGGCCUGCCGUCGGAGAUCACACAAUGUUGAAGCAUCAGAGCCAGCGUCUUUAGGCAUCCAAAUUGUUGUGACCAUUGUUACGUAUUUUAAGCACAUAAGCUGCCCCCACAUAGCCACUAGGAAGCAGGACGAACAAACCAGCAGCAUUACCCCCACAUAGCCACUAGGAAGCAGGAUCGAACACACAAGCUGCAUUACCCCCACAUAGCCACUAGGAAGCAGGAUCGAACACACAAGCUGCAUUACCCUCACAUAGCCACUAGGAAGCAGGAUCGAACACAUAAGCUGCAAUAUCUACUCCAGCCACAGAUGGCAGCACCUUUAGACAGGUGAGGAGAGCGGGGCCACACAGGCCACGCCUACUUCACAUAGGCCACGCCCACUUUAUACUAACCAGCGUGGGAGUGAGAUUGGAGGGGAGAGACGUAUGCAGACCCGCAGAGAGCCUCGGGCCUAAACCCCGGGGCUCGAAGUAGCUCUUCAGUAUUUCUCUCCACGCGUGUUGGAUACAAUUCCCUCCCUUUUGCUUCAUAGUUACCAUACCGAAAUACUUUAACAAAUAAAGUGAGUUAAAAGCGA